UUACACGCUAUAACAAUGACUCUCCACUGAGGUAAAUAUUCGCAAUACUUUCGAGCUUUACUUCUCCCUAACUGAAAUGUAAUCGCAAUAUAUUGUUGGUUCAUGCUGUGUUUAUCGAGAUAUAUCAUAAUAUCAACGAUUGAUAAUGAUGUUAAUGAUUCUUAAUGAAUGAUACGCAUCAAAACUAAGUUAAGAACACAGUGCAGCUACACAAACACGGCUAUCCAAGGCUGUGUCUCGUUUCGAAGGCUGCAUGCUAGGUAGGACGCGUCCUUUGAAGGCUGCAGUAUACCGAGCGUCCUCCUUUAAACAAGUCUCGUUUAAACGAGAUGGCCUUCGUAGGACAAACGGAAACGGAACGUAACAUGGUUGCUAUGACAGCACGCCACUCUUUAACAAGCGCGAGCGUUUCGUGUGAGACGGGAACAAAGUCCCUCUGGAAGGGAAUGCAUGAGGUACAUUUUAGGAGAGUUAUAAUGAUGUAAAGAGAAAAGAAAAUAGAUUUUACAGGUGUACUUUUAGUCUAAUACUUUAUUUUAAUUAUAUAUUAAUAUAAUUAUACAUAUUAUACAUACUCUGCACCCAUCUACUGAGGUACUUCAACGUGGGAAUUAACAUUACUUGCGUUUGAACAUCAUAUUUACGGGCAAAUUGCCGUCAUUUAAAAAAAAAAAAAUUUUUUUUUUUUACAUUUCGGUUGAAGCAAAGAAUUGUGUAUAUGUGUAAUCAGUUUCUCAGAUUAAGCGAGUAGUAUUCAGCUGGUCAUGUGAUGCUAACAUGGCUGCCCCCAUGAGGCGCCCCGUUCCAUGUAGAAGAAAAUAGCUUUUAUAAGGUUACUAAUAUGACUGUUACUAACUAUUCAUCUCACAUGAGUAGUCAUGAUUGUAUGCAUAUCUUUCAAAAUUACAUUUAAUUUCUUUAGAAGUAAAACUUUUUAAAUGAAGAAAAAAAAUUACUUGGUGCACCUUUAACAUAUUACUCAAACUACUUAAAGCUGCACUACGUAACUUUGUGCCCUCUAGCGACAUCUGUGGUUGAAACUUAAAAUUGCAAGCAAUUUGCAGAAGAAUACAUUACGUCAGUCGUGUUUCGGCGCUGCUCUUCUGGCGGAUGAAUCUCCCAAUUUGAGUUUACCUUGACAUCGCCUGUGUGUGAUCAUGACUGGAGUCAGAGUCAUAACGUGCUGUUUUCAUGUUGAUAUUAUGUUAUACGAUUAAAAACGGAAAUAUUUCUUGCUUUGAUGAAGAUAAACAACACUCUUAUUUACAUAUUUGAAUGAAUUUUACACUUAGAUCGCUUUUCUGACACUACACUCAAAGCACUUUUGAAAAGAGAACGGGAUUCUCCUCAGCCACCACCAGUUGAUCUUAAUAUGAUUAUUCAAGUGUUUUAUCUACUAUUAAAGUUUGAAUUGUACUACAGUUUUAAAUUUAAGAGGUUAAACUCGUGAUAUGGCUGAUACGAGUUCAAUAGAAGACUUUAUUAUUUUUAUACUAUAUUGUCCAGACUAAGUUACUACAAUAGUAUGUCUAUGCAAUGCACACAAUAACACCGUAAACUAAAAACAUAAAAGGAGGAUUCAAUAAUUAUGGGGAUAAAAUAUUCUUGAUUAAAUAUAAAAAUAAUAUGCUUAAAUAUGCAAUAUAACAAUUACAAGAAGUCAGUUUCAGAAAUCAUACAUAUUAAACAUGUCAAAGUAACUUAACUGGAUAACGUAGAUGCAUCACGAUCGGUUAACACACGAGUAAUGUUCGAUUCAUAAAAGCAUGACAAGCAAUAUAAGCUUCAACAACCCUACCAGAAAACAUAUCCAAUCAUUAUAGCAGGUAAACAAUUUCACCAAACGGAUAACAGAUAAACAUCUAGACUGCGACGAUGCUGUCCUGAACUGUGUGAGUGUGACUGAACUGAGCUGAACAGCGUAGUUAGUUUCUGCAGCCGGAACAUGAGACAGCAGGCACUUCUUUCCUGUGUGUGUGGACAUAAUGUAAUGACGCAAGGAUGAACGUCAUAAACCAGCAAUUUCACGCCAAAUCGAACCCAACAGCUCAAAAUACAAAUCAUUUUGAUAGGCUUACCAUAGUGAAUCGGGGUAAGCCAUGUCGGCCCCACCUGCGGCAGGCACCUUUGGCCCUUCCGCGCCCCCAGCAAGCAUGUUCGACACCGUCCCAGGAUAUGAGGGAACUAUGGCCGGCGGAGGUGGUGGGUAUCUUCCACCUCCAAUGCCGUCUGUACCAACCCCUGCGCCCGAGCCUUCCCCCAACCAACCAGAGUGGCUAAUUCCUUCCAUUUCAGAGGAAAGAGCGCGUGAAGCUCUUGCAACGUAUGUCGCUAGCAAGUGUUGCUACAGCUCUGCCCCGGUCAAAGAAGGAGUUAUAACCAACAUGGAAUCCUUUAAUACUUACAGGUACCGUUUGGAGACGUUCACAGAGUCCAGAUCUUCUGAAUGGAGUCAGGAGCCUUAUUCAGGGCAGCCUGUGGAUGCUGGUGCUCAACCAGCUCCAGGACCAUGGCAGAUCGCAGUUCAAGCUCCAGCCUUCUUUCAAGAGCACAAGCAGACUAUAAAAGUGCCUUAUACUUCCUCUGUCAAGAACUGUCAUUCGUGUCUUGGAAUGGGAAGAAGCCUGUGUUCCACCUGUGCUGGAGCUGGAAAUAAAGUCUGCUGGGUGUGUAACGGUUCUGGUCUUCGUGUAGGUGACGACCGCUGCACGCACUGUAAUGGGCGUGGAUGUGAGAACUGUAGUUUUUGCAGUGGCAAUGGCUCUCUUCAGUGUGACACCUGCCAUGGAAAGGGACAGCUGCUCGUCUUCAUCAAUCUCAAUGUUAAAUGGAGCACAGAGAAGGAUGAUUUUGUAGCACAACAGUUGAGUGGUCUGAAAGAGCACAAUCUUGAGAGAGUUUCAGGAAAGGAGCUCUUCAGAGACACCCAGUAUAUGCUAUAUCCAGUGAUGGGUUUCCCAGAUGCCUCUCUUGUUCAAGCAUCUGAGCGUUUAGUAAGAGACCAUCAGGUGAAAUUUGCCCAAACCUCCCGCAUAUUACAACAGAGGCAGACAAUAGAGCUCAUUCCCAUAACCAAAGUAAACUACAUGUGGAAAGGAAAACCCCAUGUUUACUUUGUGUAUGGAAAUGAGUUUGAAGUGAACGCUGAUGACUACCCUGCCACCUGCUGCUGUUCUGUGAUGUAACUCUGAAAAGUCUGACAUGUCAUUUUUGGGGCUGACAUAACUCUACACAGUUAUUACAUCGUAAUUACAUCCAAACAUCAUAAUUGUUGCCUACACAUCUCUCACACUCACAAAACAUAACCUGUCAGAAUUGGGCAUUAUCAGUAAAAGUAGUCCAUCAAAAUUGUUGCAUGGUAAAUUCCAACCCUGUAGAUGUUUGGCAUAUGACUCAGUGUUGCCAAGUGUGAAUUACUACAUUUUCACUCCAUCAAGAAACUGUUCAAGAGUCUGCAAUAUACAGGAGCUUGUAGUACAAAUUUGUAAGAGAAAAUAGUCAGUAGUAAACUUUUUGUACAAAUUAUUUAAUGAGAUCAUGUUGAAUUAAAAUAAACUCAAGUUUUGAGACAAAACAUCACCACAUUGCCCCCCUUUUUGGGUAACACUUUACAGUAAGGUUGUUUAUGUUAACAUCAGUUAACUACAUUAGUAACAAUACUUUAACAUUAACAUUAAAAUGUUAAAAAGUGCUGUUAAUUUUAACAUACUAAUACAUGUUUGAAAUAAACUUGUAAAUGUUAACAUUAGUUAAUACUUUAUAAACAAACAAUGAACAGUUGUAUUUUGAUAAAUUAACAUUAACUAGGACUACUACAUGCUGUAAAAAUAUAGAUUUGGGUGGUUUACUAGGACAUUUUUUUAGAUUACAAGGGUAUUAUGCUAUAAAUGUUGUUUAUGAGGACAUCUCUAGCGUUUCCAUAAUUCAAAUCGAUUAAAAAAAAUACUAGGAGGCCUGGGUAGCUCAGCAAGUAUUGACACUGACUACCACCCCUGGAGUCGCGAGUUCGAAUCCAGCACAGUGACUCCAACCAGGUCUCCUAAGCAACCAAAUUGGCCCAGUUGCUAGGGAGGGUAGAGUCACGUGGGGUAGCCUCCUCGUGGUCACGAUUAGUGGUUCUCGCUCUCAAUGGGGCGCGUGGUAAGUUGUGCGUGGAUCGCGGAGAGUAGCAUGAGCCUCCACAUGCUGUGAGUCUCCGCGGUGUCAUGCACAACGAGCCACGUGAUAAGAUGCGCGGAUUGAUGGUCUCAGAAGUGGAGGCAACUGAGACUUGUCCUCUGCCACCCAGAUUGAGGUGAGUAACUGCGUCACCACGAGGACCUACUAAGUAGUGGGAAUUGGGCAUUCCAAAUAGGGAGAAAAGGGGAUUAAAAAAAAAAAACCAAACAACAUACUAAAUGUUUUUUUGAAAAUGUAAAAUUUUUUUGUGAGGGUUAGGUUUAGGGGUAGGGUUAGGGGAUAGAAUCUAUAGUUCGUACAGUAUAAAAAUAAUUAUGUCUAUGGAAAGUCCUCAUAAGGAUAGCCGCACCAACGUGUGUGAGUGUGUGUGUGUGUGUGUGUGUGUGUGUGUGUGUGGGGGGAUGAACUACAUGAAACAACAUUUGCUCGUGCUCCGCUUUUGUGAAAUGUGAAAUUUUUCCUUUGUAUUUUUACUUUUUAAUAUACAAAUAUGGUAUGUGAUAAUUAGGGUCUGUUAGUUUUAUAUUUUACAGUAAGUGUUUUUCAAUUAUUGCAUUGGUAUACUCAUUCCUUACUGAAAUAUUAUAUUAAAGAUGGUGUUAUUUUAGAUGUUUAGCAUUCACUUUAACAUUCAAGGAAAACUAUUUUUAUUCCAAAUUCUUAUUAAUAGACACCUAAAUAACAACUUCCAAAAAAAAAAAAAAUUAUGUUCAUAUUUUAUUUUCAGAAGAUACAAAUCUCUACCAUGCGGUUGAGAUGUCUGUUUAUGUUAAAUCUUGCCUUAAAUGGCCAUUACUAUUUCUUGGUCUUUCUAUGUAUAAUAAACAGCUUUUAAUUUUA
Myxocyprinus asiaticus (Chinese sucker) is the source of this 5019-nucleotide messenger RNA. Its product is annotated as protein SSUH2 homolog. The transcript is spliced from 12 exons. Lineage: Eukaryota; Metazoa; Chordata; Actinopteri; Cypriniformes; Catostomidae. The record is from RefSeq and is a predicted model, not a curated record. Bases 2100 to 3185 code for a protein of 361 amino acids.